Molecule: messenger RNA, 2184 nt
Organism: Thalassophryne amazonica
Lineage: Eukaryota; Metazoa; Chordata; Actinopteri; Batrachoidiformes; Batrachoididae
Product: DC-STAMP domain-containing protein 2-like
Cellular component (GO): membrane
Source: RefSeq, a predicted model, not a curated record
UGUCAUUUUAAUACGAUGUCCUGUAGAGGCAAUGAUGCUGCUGCAGCAAAGUGAAAUCUAAAAUCUCAGCUGACUCCAUGCUGGUGUCUGAUCCAGGUCUCUGUGUGUUUAUAACAUCUUGUUCUUUUCACCUCCACAGAUCAACAAAGCACAUGUGUGGCUGGAAAAAGGUCAAAGGUCACCUGCAGGAGGCUGGGCAGAGCCUUGCUCUAUUUUCCUGUGGGCUGCUAUUGGCAUCUCUAUAUGGUGCCAUGGCUCUGUUCCUGCAUCCCCAGGCCAUGUGGUACUGUGUGUACAGCACGGUGGGUGUGGCCUUCCUGGCAGCAUUCGGCCUGGGGUUGUCGACCAGCAUCCGAGGCACCGUCUUGCUCAUGGUGCCCUCAAUGUUCUCAGAACAUGGCUGGAACUUGCUGCAGGUAGUGUGCAUCUCGCUGCUUCUGUCCGGCCCACUCACCAACAUAAUUGAAAACUCGGAGGGACUCGCCACCACUCUGAUGUGUGGGGCGGAGCUGGCUGCCAAUCAAACCCAGGAACUGUUGCAGCGAGCAGCCACACCUCUGUUUCCUGUGUUGGACAAAAUUAAAGAGAUCAGCAACAACGCCUACGCUGUCGCAGGAAGAGUUCAGAACUUCAUGACGGCGAUGACGGACAGCACGCGUCACGUUGCUCAGACCUUGAGGAAUGUCCUGCACUUUCUGGUGGACAUCGGUGACGUCUGUAACAACAGGAUGGGCUCUCCGUACAAAAAGUGGCGUGCGGUCUUCAUCGAGGCUCAGACGGAUUGUGAAAAUCAGCUGAAAGACUUCAAAGCUCUGUGCCAGAUUGUGAACGUCUUCAUGCCACUCUGCCAAAUUGCUCAGGUUACUGCUCAGUUCUUCUGUAUCAUCCCAUCCUACAUCGGCAGCCUCAUCAAAGCACGACUGGCAAAACCCAUCGUCAACUCCUUCGAACACAUGAAGCGGGAAUUUGAGUUCAACAUUUCAGCUUCAGUGCAUUUUGACGUUGACGUGAACAGCAGUCGCUCGCUGCAGGAGAUGGGGCAGGGGAUCAUGGAGGCUGUGUCAUCCCGCCUUCACAUAUUCCAGAAGCUGAGUGAGCCUCUGGCAUAUGUCAGCCUCAUCCUGUGUUCUGGUCCUUCCUACAGUCAGGCAGUGUGGUACAGGCGUCGGUAUCUCCAGAAGGACAAAUUUGACAAUGUGUACAUCUCCGCUCAGUUUGUGGCGCUCGACCAACGGCUUUCCAGGGGGGGCGGAGUGUCUGUUCUGCCAGUCACUCCCCGCGAGGCCAAGAAAUUCAUCACACCAAUGUCUCUUCGUCAAACACCAGAGGAAUGGAGAGCGACCUGUAAGGGUGUGGCCUCCAUUCUAACACACAUGGCGAUGGCGGGGGUGCUGGUGGUGCUGGACUUCCUUUUGUUCUGGAUUCUGGAUCAGAUUCACCACCAGGCAAAGGGGGAUGUUGUUGCCAGAGCUCCUGUCAUGGUGUCCAUGGACGUGAAUGGAUCAGGAUACGCUGCAGACAUCUUCAAGGACGUGGUCUCUGCCUUUAAUAUCCUGCAGAGAGGAAAUAUUACUGUUAUCAGCAGGAAGUGUCUCCAAGAGCCCUCAGAGCCAGAUUACAGCACCUCCUUCAUCUUAGGGUUCCUGUACGGGCUCUCUCUGCUUCUCUCUUUGACCAGAGGUUACGUCCUUCGCUGCCGACGACUGAUCUGUGCUUAUUUACACCCCAACAGAGAGCUGGAGAGGAUCCAGUUCCUCCGUCGGCAGCUCCUUGACCAGAGGAGGAGAGAGGGAAAAGCGCUGAAAGCCUCUGCAGCCAGAGCCCGAGCUGACAGAGGAAGAGGAGGAGGAGGAAGAGGGAGCUGCCUUCAAACACUCCUUCGACGGUUACCUGGAGGCGUCCACCUGUUGGACCUGCUGGGUGUGUCCUCAGCCACCUGUCUGUCCUGCGGUGAGGUGGUGGGCAAAGACAUGGUCGCCUGUGAUGUCCCAGAGUGUUCAGCUCUGUACUGUCGGCCAUGUUUCCAGAGUCUGGACAACACCUGUGCGGUCUGCAUGCGGGCUCCGACUGUCCAGAAAAACAGCGAGGUGGAGCUGGAUUCCAGCGAUGAUGAGCAGCUGAUGCCAACUCAUCAUUCAUCAGUGAUCCUCAAACAAAGCAACUGAAGAACAGGAGGAUUUCUGU